AAUUCGACAGCAUCUAAACAACAUUAAAAGAAUGAGAUCUUUUAGUUCAAACUAGAAAAAGGAAGAAAUUCUAUGCACUAACAAAAUUUAGCCAAAGAAAUUAGUUUCCUUUAUAAUUCAAAAAGAAAAAGCCAUAAAAUCACAUUGUGAAAUAUGUAACAGCCAACUUGCCUAGGCCAUGAUUCAAGGAACCAUAAGAUGCAUAUUGGCGAGAAAUUCCACUCUCUCUCUCUGUACUGUAUGGACAUUAUAGCUGUUAGUAAGCAUGUAAUAGCGCAGUGUCUCCUAUUGUUUUUGAGUUGGAAAGAUUUAAGAAAACGGGUGAUUAACUGUCAUGUUUAUAGUUUCAACGGUAAGAAAUGACCCGCCACCAUUUGUUAUACGCCGACGCUGACGUGGCAAUAGCGAAACUAAACUGUUUUGUCUGACAAAAAAAAGAAAAAAAGAAAAACAAAAGUAUCGCUGAAAAAUCUUCCACUGGUUCCAGAACAGGACCAUCCAUCACUCGCUAAAAAUCCAAUGUCUUCGCUCUCAUCAUUUCCUUCUCCAAUGCAAGUCUUAGACCCCAUAUUUUCUCUUCCACUGUUACCCUUACCCAAAUCCCGUAUCUACACCUUCUCAAGACCCAUUACUACUCGCUUUCUCCUCCUCUCUUCUUCAGCAACCAAAAGAGACAUGUGGACAAGAACCCAGAAAACAACGCCUUCUUAUUUAGACCAUAGUGUGGACAUGAAACAGCUAUUAAUUUCAAUUUCCCAAACCCAAAAUGAAGUAGAAUUGUAUUCUUUACUUUCGCCUUAUAAAGAGAGACAACUCUCAAUUCGUUUCAUGGUUUCGCUUAUCUCGCAAGAAGCCGAUUGGCAAAGAUCCUUAGCUCUCCUUGAUUGGAUUAAUGAGGUUGCUAGAUAUUCACCUUCUGUGUUUGCUUACAAUGUUGUUCUGCGUAAUGUGCUUCGAGCCAAGAAGUGGGACCUUGCACAUGGCCUGUUUGAUGAAAUGCGUCAAAGAGCGCUUUCUCCGGAUAGAUAUACUUAUUCUACCCUUAUUACUUCUUUUGGUAAAGCGGGUAUGUUUGAUGAGUCCCUUUUUUGGUUACAGCAAAUGGAGCAAGAUCGUGUCUCUGGUGAUCUUGUUUUGUAUAGUAACUUGAUUGAGCUUUCGCGGAAGUUGUGUGAUUAUUCUAAGGCUAUUUCUAUAUUUAUGAGGCUUAAAAGAAGUGGGAUUACGCCAGACUUAGUUGCUUAUAAUUCUAUGAUUAAUGUGUUUGGUAAAGCAAGGUUGUUUAGAGAGGCGAGAAUGUUAGUUCAUGAGAUGAGAGAGGUCGGAGUUUUGCCUGAUACUGUUAGUUAUUCAACGCUGUUGAGUGUGUAUGUUGAGAAUGAGAAGUUUGUUGAGGCCUUAUCUGUUUUUGCGGAAAUGAAUGAAGCAAAUUGCUCGCUUGAUUUAAUGACAUGUAAUAUUAUGAUUGAUGUUUAUGGACAGCUUGACAUGGUUAAGGAAGCUGAUAGGUUGUUUUGGAGUAUGAGGAAGAUGGGGAUUGAGCCGAAUGUUGUUAGUUAUAAUACCCUUUUGAAGGUCUAUGGUGAAGCUGAACUUUUUGGGGAAGCUAUUCAUUUAUUUCGGUUGAUGCAGAGGAAAGAGAUUGAGCAGAAUGUUGUCACAUAUAAUACCAUGAUCAAGAUUUAUGGGAAAUCACUUGAGCAUGAAAAGGCCACAAAUCUCGUGCAAGAGAUGCAGAAAAGAGGAAUCGAACCAAAUGCCAUUACGUACUCAACAAUAAUUUCUAUUUGGGGUAAGGCAGGGAAAUUGGAUAGGGCAGCAAUGUUGUUUCAAAAGCUGAGGAGUUCAGGGGUUGAGAUUGAUCAGGUUCUCUAUCAAACAAUGAUUGUAGCUUACGAGAGGGCAGGUCUUGUUGCUCAUGCCAAGCGUCUGCUUCAUGAUCUUAAAUGCCCAGAUAUAAUUCCUAGGGACACUGCCAUUAAAAUUCUUGCCAGAGCUGGUAGGAUAGAAGAGGCCACAUGGGUUUUUCGUCAGGCUUUUGAUGCUGGGGAGGUGAAGGAUAUAUCCGUCUUUAGAUGCAUGAUUGAGCUAUUCUCAAGAAACAAAAGGCCUGCAAAUGUUGUUGAGGUUUUUGAGAAGAUGAGAGGAGCUGGAUAUUUCCCUGAUUCUGAUGUUAUUGCUCUUGUGUUGAAUGCUUAUGGGAAGUUGAGGGAAUUUGAGAAGGCAGAUGCUGUAUAUAGAGAAAUGCAGGAAGAGGAGUGUGUUUUUCCAGAUGAAGUUCACUUUCAGAUGCUGAGCCUCUAUGGUGCAAGAAAAGAUUUUAUCAUGGUAGAAUCCCUGUUUGAGAAGCUGGAUUCUGAUCCUAACAUUAACAAAAAGGAGUUGCAUCUUGUUGUUGCCAGCAUAUAUGAAAGGCAAAAUAGAUUGAAUGAUGCAUCACGAAUCAUGAACAGAAUGAGUAAAGAAGGGAUGUUGAGAUUAUGAAUAUUUUUGAAGUUUAAAUCUUCCUUGUCUUUGUAAAUUCUGCCAACUGUUGUAGAUUACGCUUUGGUAUUCUGGCUAAUUUGUAUAUAUCCUAUUUGAAGAUCAAAUUUUUGUACCUCUCUGAAAAAUGAAGAUUCUAAUGACCUUCAACCAUUUCCA
Ricinus communis (castor bean) is the source of this 2643-nucleotide messenger RNA. RefSeq names its product pentatricopeptide repeat-containing protein At5g39980, chloroplastic. Gene Ontology annotation, molecular function: protein binding. Bases 520 to 2484 code for a protein of 654 amino acids. The record is from RefSeq and is a predicted model, not a curated record. NCBI's taxonomy places the organism in Eukaryota, Viridiplantae, Streptophyta, Magnoliopsida, Malpighiales, Euphorbiaceae. The transcript has a single exon.